Tripterygium wilfordii is the source of this 3498-nucleotide messenger RNA. Its product is annotated as KH domain-containing protein At4g18375-like. The coding region runs from base 158 to 2020 and encodes 620 amino acids. Lineage: Eukaryota; Viridiplantae; Streptophyta; Magnoliopsida; Celastrales; Celastraceae. The transcript is spliced from 8 exons. Gene Ontology annotation, cellular component: nucleus; cytoplasm. Gene Ontology annotation, biological process: regulation of gene expression. The record is from RefSeq and is a predicted model, not a curated record. Gene Ontology annotation, molecular function: mRNA binding.
AUAGCGAACCCUAGUGUCGCCCAACAAAAAAUUUAACCGAACCAUUUUUUUCUGCUCCCAGUCAGACAGCCAGUAGAAAACUCCGGCGCUAGAAUUUGACUUUCCCUGCGAAUCCGAAGAUCGCUCGCUCGCAAAGGAGGCAAUCUGUAUCCCGGCAAUGGGGGGAAGUGGGAAACGAUAUCAUAACCGGAGGGAUUAUGAUGGUGACAACAAGAAUCAGAAGAGACGGUUUAAUGAUAGAGAUGAAAGAGGCAAUGAUGAAUUGGUUGUUUAUAGAAUCCUAUGCCCAGAUAAUGUUAUAGGAAGUGUAAUUGGUAAAAGCGGAAAGGUGAUCAAUUCCAUAAGACAAGAGACAAGGGCAAAAAUUAAGGUGAUGGAUCCAUUUCCGGGUGCCAAGAAUAGGGUUAUAACAAUCUACUGCUAUGUUAAGGAGAAGGAAGAUGUCGAGGUUGAUGAUGAAUUCAAUGCGAAAGAGCCUUUAUGCUCUGCUCAGGAUGCGCUUCUCAGGGUUCAUGCUGCCAUUUCUAAUGCAGUUUAUACUGCUGAGGAAGCUGACAAGGAGGAAUGCCAGAUUCUUGUGCCGUCAAGUCAGUCUGCAAAUAUCAUUGGAAAGGCAGGGGCAACAAUAAAAAAGUUGAGAAGCAAGACCAGAACUAGCAUUAAGGUGAUAGCCAAGGACACUAAUGACCCAACUCAUGCAUGUGCAAUGGACUUUGACAACUUCCUUCAUAUGAGUGGUGAUUCAGAGGCUGUGAAGAAGGCAUUAUUUGCAGUUUCUACAAUCAUGUAUAAGUUCUCACCUAGGGAAGAGAUUUCUCUGGAGACCACCAUACCAGACACCCCUCCCAGCAUUAUUAUUCCCUCAGAUGUCUCUAUUUAUCCUUCAGCUGGGUUGUAUCCUAAUGCAGAUUCUCUGCUUUCUUCUAGAUCACUUUCUUCGAUUUUAGGUGCUGCACAUGUUCCUGAUCUUCACGGUUUUGGGGACACGGGUAAUUCCUGGCCUGUUUAUUCUUCUGCCAUGCCUGUAACUCCUGGUUUUGGUGGUCCCUCACGAUCUGAGGAGUUAAUUAUAAAAGUUUUGUGCCCCUUUGACAAGAUUGGGCGUGUCAUUGGCAAGGGAGGGGGUACCAUUAAAAGUAUAAGGCAAGAUAGUGCUGCUCAUGUCGAGGUCGAUGAUACUAAACAUGAUCGAGAUGAGUGCGUCAUUACCAUCACCGCAACAGAGUCGCCUGAUGAUUUGAAGUCUAUGGCAGUUGAAGCUGUUUUGUUGCUUCAAGGGAAGAUAAAUGACGACGAUGAUUCUAUUGUUAAUAUGCGGCUUCUUGUUCCAUCUAAAGUUAUCGGGUGUAUUAUUGGAAAAAGUGGUUCACAUAUAAAUGAAAUCCGCAAGAGAACUAAAGCUGAUAUCCGCAUAUCAAAAGGCAAUAAGCCUAAGCGUGCUGACAUCAAUGAUGAACUUAUUGAGGUGGUUGGGGAAGUGGUUAGUGUUAGGGAUGCACUUAUCCAGAUAAUUCUGAGGCUCAGAGAUGGUGUGCUGAAGGAUAAGGAUGGGCAUCAUAACCCUUCUGUUGGUGGUGAUUCUCUAUCUUCUGGCAGUACUGGUAUUUCAAUGCCAUCUAUUUUCUCCUCUAUUCCACCAGUUGCACCAUUGGGCUAUGAUCAGAGGGCUGAACUUGGAAGUGGAUUGGGACUACUUUCUUCAAGCAACUUCUAUGGAUAUGGAUCUUUGUCGUCGGUUGGAGGAAAUGGCUAUGGUUCUGUGUCUUCAUAUUCAUCAAAGCUGUAUGGAGGGCCGCCUACACCUUCAGCACUUGAGAUGCUGGUCCCUGCUAAUGCUGUGGGCAAAGUACUGGGCAAAGGAGGAGCAAAUAUAGCCAACAUUAGAAAGUUAUCUGGAGCAAUGAUAGAGCUUUCUGAAACCAAAUCUUCUCGGGGUGAUCGAAUUGCUCUUAUAUCUGGCACACCUGAGCAGAAGCGGACUGCUGAGAAUAUGAUUCAGGCGCUUAUAAUGGCCACCUGAGGACUAAGGACAGUUCCUGAUAUCUGAAGGUGCAUAGUUAGAAUCUUGGAAUUGUUCCCCUCGAAAGUUUCCUCUCCAUGGUUUCUUUUUAUUCUAGAGAGGACUUUGUUUUCUAGGCUUCUUCAAAUGGACUCGUGUUUCCUUUCCCAACAAUAUACCCAGUGAUCAGGCUGGAAGGUUCACUGCUGGUUUAUAGUGGUGGGUUGUAGGUUUCCACCAUUUCUUCAGUUCUUCUCCAAUUGUGGUAUCCUAGAGCUUUGUAGGGUCAUUCUCUCUGCAUCUUGUUAUAUCUGGGCUUAUCGUUUACUUUGUGCGCUUUCAUCUUGUUUCCAGCAUUGUUAUGCUCUAUAAACUUGAUUAUCGCACAAGGAAAUACUUUUUAGUUACCAUAAUGGUCAACUUCAUGAGUUUUGUGUGAUAAUUUCUCUGCCCAUGUGAUCAUGUUCUUGUCUCAGUCUCCUGUCUGAAGGAUGUUUUCUAUCAAUGAUGAAAGUAGGAUGCUUGUUAAUGAUCUUUUCUUCCUCAUUCCUCGUUUGCGUUAAUAUUGUAGCUUAAAACAAUGCAUUCACUUCAGGAGCUAAAAAAAGUACAAAAGCCCUGUGGAAUGGACUUUCAUCAUCCUUUCUUUUGUACUCGGUUAUUUUUUCCUGAGUUCAGAAAGGGGGCAUUAAUCCCUAUAUCUUAAAACACUACUUGAUUUUCAGACUUUAAAGCCGUCAGUGAUGCUUCUCUAGAUCUCACGUCAUGUAUCUUAUGAAAUCAACACUCCAUGGUGUAUGUCAAAAAUUGCCAUGGUUUAUUUUCAUUAGUGCAGGACAUGAAAGAACUUUUCCUUCUGAAGGUACCCCCCCCAGCCCCCACAAAAAACUUGUAAGUUGGCUCUUGCUUCAGGCUUUUUGAUGGUUUCCUUGUUCUUCUUAGGCAGAUGAUGAUGAUAUAGGCAGAAGUUCUCCUAGAUGGGGAUACUCUGUUUAACGAUCGUAUAAAUUCGUCUUUCCCCAUCAAUCCUACUCUUCUGAAAGACUUACCGGCACUGCUCCUCAUCACUCGAUUUUCGAUCAUGAAAGGACUUGAUUUAGUGACAUUGCUUUUUAUUUUCUGGUCCUUUUCUCUACAGUAUUAACUGGAUAAUGUUGAUGCGAUGAAAUUACUUUUUUCAUCUCUUGUUAUCAAUCGUUUCUUAAUGUUCUACGAAACUCAUGCUUUUUAGUCUAGGUUCUUAGUUGAUAUGGUCAUAUGGUCCAUUCAACAAACAUCAAUACAGUAGUUAUCUUCCGAGACACUAACUCAGUUGCAUAAAGUAUCUCUAUGCCGUUUUUAAAUUUAUCAAUAUCAGUAACUGUUGCCCUUCCAGUUUGGUUUUCUCAGCAUUGUCAAUAUUCUCUUUGCUCUAUUCAUCAAUGUUCACUUCUCUCAGUAAAAUUCACACUUUUUGCUAUAUAUCUUGUGGCACCACAAAAUGGGUAAAUUUGGAGGCA